CAGGUUCAGCUCUGCAAAUGCAACGAGAGUUAUUAUGGUUUAAGGAGAUUGAGAAGGUGGUGAAACCUUCUUAUAGAAAAAAGAAAAAUUCAAGCGGCAAAACACCUCAAGAAUUGUUUACGGAGAAGCAUAAAGGGUUGUUGAGAGAUGGAGAAUCGUGGAUGAAGAAGACAGCUAGCUCAUGUAUGCUUGUUGCGACAAUCGUCACCUCUGUAAUUUUUGCAGCGGCAUUUAGUGUACCUGGUGGCUAUGAGGACAAGACAGGAAUACCUAAUCUUUUGAAAGAUAAUUUAUUUCAGGUUUUUUCCAUAUCAAAUGCAAUAGCAUUGUCCUCCUCUAUCAUCUCAGUUUUGAUGUUUUUGUCCAUCAUUACCUCGCGUUAUAGAGAAGACGAUUUUCUUAGGUCAUUACCACUUAAAUUGAUUGUUGGACUCUUAUCUCUCUAUGUCUCCUUAGUAACCAUGAUGAUAGCUUUCAUCACAUCCUUCUUGCUAGCUUAUCAUGACAGAUUAAAUUUCGCCACCAUAACUACUAUACUAAUGUCUGUGGUAGCCACUCUUUUUGUUCGGUUACAAUAUCCCCUUUUGAGAGACACAUUUUAUUCAACAUACGAUUCUGGGUUUCUGUUCAAGUCAGGUACUGCUAUUUUUAAAUGAGCCAGAAUAAUAGA
Messenger RNA from Pistacia vera, 670 nucleotides. RefSeq lists its product as uncharacterized. The transcript has 2 exons. NCBI's taxonomy places the organism in Eukaryota, Viridiplantae, Streptophyta, Magnoliopsida, Sapindales, Anacardiaceae. The record is from RefSeq and is a predicted model, not a curated record. Bases 18 to 656 code for a protein of 212 amino acids.